GCAAUCAUUCAGUGUCUGAUCCUGCAAUCAUUCAGCUGGUUCUAAGCAUACAAGCUUUUUAUGUGCAGAGGUGCUAUACUUGAGCAAAUUGACGCACAAGAGGCCAAUAAGUAGCACGCCCCAGAGAGUGACUGUGUGAGUGUGUGAGAGAUGGAGGCCAGCCGGCGUGUCUCUCUUCCGCUCCUGGCGAUCAUCGGGUGCUGUGCGUGCUUGGUGGGCUGCCGCGCGCAGCUCCCGGUACCGGCGAGGACAGACGGGUUCGUGUACGGCGGGAAGCCGCCGGCGUGGGGCGAGACGGUGGUGGUAGAGGCGUUCUUCGACCCGGUCUGCCCCGACAGCCGCGAUGCGUGGCCGGCGCUCAAGAAGGCCGUCGAGCACUACGGCUCUCGCGUGUCUGUUGUCGUGCACCUCUUCCCGCUUCCCUACCACAGCUAUGCCUUCAUUGCUUGCCGGUCAAUUCAUACAGUGAACAAGCUAAAUCCAUUGUUCGUGUACCCGCUGCUCGAGAAAUUCUUCAAAUACCAGGAAGGUUAUUAUAACCAGCCGACCUACACGAAAUCAAGAGCUACCGUAGUUGACGAAAUAACCAAAAACCUUGUCGUGUCCAUCAUUGGCGAAAGCAAUUUGUCCGCAUAUAAAGCAGGCUUCAACGAUUCACAAUCUGAUCAAGCUGCAAGGAUAUCUUUCAAGAACGGUUGUGCACGAGGUGUGGCUGGGACACCCUACUUCUUUGUGAAUGGCAUACCACUCAGCUAUUCGGGUUCACCUCUCGAGUACAAGUAUUGGAUAUCCAUCCUGGAUCCAUUGGUUGGCAAGAUGUAAUGACUAAGGCCCCGUUCGGUUACCUCCAUUCCGGGCCGUUCCUGCCUCGGAACUAAUCCAGCUGAUCAUUGCUACUAUAAAUAAACCUGCCAUUCCAGCUAGAACAGUUCCAGGCACCUGUUUCCAUGUAAACGAACGGGCCCUAAUGAGUUUCUCCAUCUGGCUUGUUCAAAAACGUCGAGCUGAACUAAAUACAAGUGGAAUAAGUAAUGGGAAUAUAAUAGCUUGAUGUUCAGCAAGA
Panicum hallii is the source of this 1063-nucleotide messenger RNA. RefSeq lists its product as uncharacterized. NCBI's taxonomy places the organism in Eukaryota, Viridiplantae, Streptophyta, Magnoliopsida, Poales, Poaceae. The record is from RefSeq and is a predicted model, not a curated record. The transcript is spliced from 4 exons. Bases 151 to 822 code for a protein of 223 amino acids.